AAAAAAUUGUAAAAACACAAAAACUUGCAAUUUAGGUUUGUUUUUAUUAAGAAGAAAAACAAAGUAUCAUGUCUCACAUAGCAGUGGAGAGAAACAGGAGGAGACAAAUGAAUGAAAAUCUCAAGGUUUUGCGUUCCUUAACCCCUUGUUUCUACAUCAAAAGGGGUGAUCAAGCAUCAAUAAUAGCAGGAGUGAUUGAAUUCAUCAAGGAAUUACACCUUGUUCUACAAUCUCUUGAGGCGAAAAAGAGACGAAAGAGCCUAAGCCCUAGCCCUGGUCCUAGUCCAAGGCCAUUGCAACUAAGUCCUACACCUGAAAGUCCAUUUAUUACUCAUAAUAAUUUCAAGGAACUUGGAGCAUGUUGCAAUUCUCCAGUGGUUGAUGUUGAAGCAAGAAUAUCUGGAUCAAAUGUUAUGUUGAGAACAAUUUCAAAAAGGAUUCCAGGUCAAAUUGUGAAGAUAAUCAAUGUGUUAGAGACACUUUCUUUUGAGAUUCUUCAUCUCAACAUCAGCACCAUGCAGGAUACUGUUUUAUACUCCUUUGUCAUCAAGAUAGGACUGGAAUGCCAACUGAGUGUGGAAGAGCUAGCAGUGGAAGUUCAAAAAAGCUUCUCAUCAGCUGAUGUUUUAUGUAUCAACGAGAUAUAGAAUCUACAAAAUAAAAUAGUAUCUAAUUAUUUAUGUACUCCAUCCAAUAUUAUCUUCUUACUCUCUAGUAGUACUAUAUAUCUUUUGGAUAUAUACAUAUAUAAAGUGUCAGAAGAUAAUUUUGGAAUGUAACAAAUAAUUUCCAACAUUUUAAGGUUGGAUAUUUAGUACGUGAAAUGCACUAUUAUAUGACUAGGUAUACUGGUGGUAGGGAUGUCUGAAUUAGAAAGUUGAGGAUAUAUAUAGAAAGAUCGACUUUAUCCUUGUAUCUUUUUAUUAUUUUAUAUGUUAUAACUUAUAAGAGAA
Molecule: messenger RNA, 953 nt
Organism: Solanum dulcamara
Lineage: Eukaryota; Viridiplantae; Streptophyta; Magnoliopsida; Solanales; Solanaceae
Product: transcription factor MUTE
Exons: 3
Coding region: 69-647 (192 amino acids)
Biological process (GO): guard cell differentiation; stomatal complex development; positive regulation of DNA-templated transcription
Cellular component (GO): nucleus
Molecular function (GO): protein dimerization activity; DNA-binding transcription factor activity
Source: RefSeq, a predicted model, not a curated record